Messenger RNA from Didymodactylos carnosus, 720 nucleotides. The record is from the annotation of a GenBank genome assembly. NCBI's taxonomy places the organism in Eukaryota, Metazoa, Rotifera, Eurotatoria, Philodinida, Philodinidae.
AUGUGGGUUUUGAUUAAUUCGUUGAAACCGAAGGCUAAUGACGACAAACAUGUAAUACAAUCUAAUGAUAAUAUUGGAAAUGAUGCUGCAUUAGAACAAAUGGCUGAUGCACAUAGUAAUGAAGACAAUACAUUCAUGAAAGCGUUCAUUCAGAAUGUUGGUAAUAAUUUAAAAACAUCUAAAAAUAAUUAUCAAUAUAAUGAGUAUGUUAAACGUUUUGCAUUAUCAUUGUACAUAUUGGCAUGCCGAAACGCCUAUGAGUUUGUAAGAAUUAAUCUACCUGGUGUCAUACCAUCAAUAGCAACAAUAGAAUCUUAUAUGAAAUGCACCAAUAAUUUUCAUACAUUAGAAAAUUGGUUUAAAACAGCAGAAAAAUCAUCAUUACUGAAUUUACUUAUGUUUCAACCAAUAACAUCUAAUUUAUCACAAUCAGCGCCGUUCACACUGGCUGCGUAUGGUCCAAACAAUAAAGUAAUAUCUAUCGACAUAAUUCGACGAUGGUUAUAUAUUUAUAAUGAAUGCUUAAAACAAUCAAUUCGUAUUAUCGGAUUCAGCACGGAUUGUGACGCAAAGUAUUUAAAAUCUAUGAGAUUUGUUAGCGGAUUUUUUGCUAGUUUACCUAAUAUUCCAAUAAUUGGCAAUAAGGAUGAUAAUUUAUUUGAAAUUAAUAUUCUUGCCAAAUGGUCAUCGUGGUUUUUUCUAAACAAGCAAGCACUUUAA